AUGAUCGCUAAAGGAACUUUCACCGAUUUCAGCUGGAAGCAGGCUCUCCUGGCAACGCUCUUGAUGAGCACCGCUGUCUCGGCCAACUACCUCAACAGCAGAGCCCCGGCAGAUGGGGGCCUAGUCCAGAGACUACCAUCUCAAUAUGAUCAGAAUGUCGACAAGAGACAUGUUGUGGACAAAAUAGUGUCCUAUCCCCUGCGCCUCUCGCUGUGGAUUCUGCAAGCAACACAACCGCCCGUCCACGAGCAGCCGCGGCAGCCAACGGAACUGCAGCCUCUCCACGAGCUGCUCCGGCCGCCAACCCGCGUUCUGCAGCAAACGGAACGGCAACUCCAGCGGUCGCGGCCGCCGUCGCUGCUGCUGCUGCUCCCCCAGCAGCCCCUGCGAAUGGCACAGCUCCUGCUAUUGCCGCUGUGGCGGCGGCGACAAAUGGGAGUACGACUGCCUCAACUGGAGGCUCAAGCAACAAUGCGACAUUAA
Molecule: messenger RNA, 483 nt
Organism: Cryphonectria parasitica EP155
Lineage: Eukaryota; Fungi; Ascomycota; Sordariomycetes; Diaporthales; Cryphonectriaceae
Exons: 3
Coding region: 1-483 (160 amino acids)
Source: RefSeq, a predicted model, not a curated record